Molecule: messenger RNA, 5007 nt
Organism: Phycodurus eques (leafy seadragon)
Lineage: Eukaryota; Metazoa; Chordata; Actinopteri; Syngnathiformes; Syngnathidae
Gene: drc5
Product: t-complex-associated-testis-expressed 1
Exons: 6
Coding region: 221-1684 (487 amino acids)
Biological process (GO): flagellated sperm motility
Cellular component (GO): sperm flagellum
Molecular function (GO): protein binding
Source: RefSeq, a predicted model, not a curated record
GCCUUUUUGGACAUUUUCAUGACAUAAUGUGUAUUGAUACAAUCUUUCGUGUCAGUGGUGUGAAGAAAGAUGAGAGAAGGUGAACGAAUCAUGCCGAAAUCAACUGAUCAAUCUGUGUGAGGUGUUUCAUCGAAAAUCAUAAACGAGGCUGGAAUCUCAAAGCAGCACUGCAAGACACUAGAACAUUUAUACUGCAGUCCUCCAUAACCCGCCUGCAAUCAUGUCGAGGCUCACUGGAGGCCCGACCAUGCUGGCUGUGGAAAGCAGGAGAUUGAGGAGGAUCAUUGCUGAAAAUCCAAACUGGUCCUUGGCCCUUGUGCCCUUUUUAUCAACCCUAUGUCUCGAAUGUAUUGUGAGAAACUUUGAGGAAACCCCCAUCUAUGAGGAGCUUACACCCAGCCAGAGAGACUUUGUGCAGGAGAGGCUGUCGCCCUCUCUGCCCCUUCCUGUGACGGCCAACUUGGUUGAUGAUGGCGUCUACUGGCGGCGGUGCUGUGAGCAACGGUGGGACAUUUGUGACGUGUCUCACUACGGCCACAGCUGGAAGCGAAUGUUCUUCGAGAGGCACCUGGAAAAUAUGAUCGAACACUUCAUCCCAGAGACAACCCCCCUUAAGACAGUCGCCGAUGAGAUCCCGCUGUGCGAGGCGUACGUGAAGAGGCUGGACAUUUCCCAAAUGCUGCCGCCCAUCAAGGAGGCCAAGGCGGGAAUCGGGGACAACGUAGACUGGCUAAGCGAAACCGACUCGGACGCAGCUCACAUGGAACACUAUGACUUCCGCAACCUCCUGAGCAUGUUGAGAUGCUUGGAGGAGUUCCACUUGACCUACUGGGUCAAACAGUGUGGAAUGAACUUUGAAUGGAAGAUGUUUGAGAUGGCUGAACGAGACUGUGAGACUCUCUCCAUGGCUCUUGAAUGCUGCAAGACCUUAAAGGUAGUACGACUCUAUGAAAGUCACAUUGAUGAUGAAAAGUGUAAGUUGCUGGCUAAACACCUAGUGGAGCACCCCUCCCUGAGAGAGCUCAACCUUUCCCACAACGUGAUUGGAGACAGGGGGGCCAAGGCUGUCGGCAAGUUGCUCAGCAGUAGCAAACUGGAGAUCCUCAACAUGAGCGACAACAUUAUUCGAGACGUGGGAGCCAACGCCUUUGCUGACGCCUUGUCCAAUAACUGCACCCUUUUGUCCCUCAACUUAAGAAUCAACCGUGUGAGCGACGAGGGGGGGCAGGCCAUCAGCAAGGCCUUACUGGACAACAGCAUCCUGCUUCAUUUGCACCUGGGAGCCAACCUCUUGACUGGGCCCACUGCCAUCACGCUGUCAGAAGUGCUGGCUAAAAAUCAAACGCUAAAAACCAUCAACCUCUCCUGCAACAAACUGGGUGUGGAUGGAGGCAAAGCUCUGGAGGAGGCCAUAACUCAAAACAGCUGCUUGAGAGAAUGCGACAUCCGUCUGACAGAGGUGGACGAGCAGAGCGCCUCCAUCAUCAACCAGGUGGUUUGCAACAAUAAGAGUGCCUCAGUCACCAACCAGGUGGUUUGCACCAAUGAGAGCACUUCCUUCAUCAACCCGGUGGUUUGCACCAAUGAGAGCUUAGAGCAAGAGGAACAACCACUGGAUGACGAGGUACAACCACAAGACGACGAGGCACCAUCUGAAGCCCCCACUUCCACCAACAGUACCUGAUGUUUUUAGGUAGAUGUACUUUGUUUCAUUUUGUUGAAUAUUUUGAUGCACCAUUUUGGUGAUAACUAUUAACCAACUAAGUGAAUACAACUCCUAAAAAAUAUACUUUAAAAAUAAACCUUAUCAAAGGGUUCAUAACUCACAAAUAUUUUCCUAGAAACUAUAUAAAUAAACAGUACAAGUCAUGGUAAUUUUAACUCUGCAAGGGGUAAUUAAUCUAACUGGGAAAAUUGUAUUCAGAUGGAGACAACGAAGGUUGCAAAUUUAUUAACCUUUAUUAUUUUUUCACUAAGUAAAACGAUGUUAAUUACAAAAGAUUUGGAUCAAUACAUCUAUUUCCUAGAAAUUCCAUUUCCAUUCAUUCACAUUGGAAGUUCAGAAAUGUCUAGUUACCCUCAUUUAAUAGUAUAAUAAUUAGACUUCAUUCAUGCUCAAAUAAGAGAUAUCAAAACUUUUAAAACUUGUAUUGUCAUUUGAAUCACCAGUUAAUAAUAAUGAUUUAAAAAAAAAAAAAAAAAAAAAAAAAAGAAACCUUUCCAUCAAGUAUGAUUUAAAGUACUGCUGGAAAGCUGACUCUGUUGUAGCCCAGUUUGCCAUAUGGCUUUUAAGAAAAUACCAUAAUUUUCAAUGUAUUUAUGUUUAUCAUGAUCUUUUAUGAAUAUGUACAAUGGAUCAUCAAUGCAUUGAUCAUUUCAACAUAAGUGCUUCCAUCUAGCCUCUUAAGUGAUGUCUUUUUUAGUACAAUUGUCACAUUGACCACUCCCCUCUGUCUUAUGCACAGUGGCCUGACAGUCUCCAGACAGAGUACACAGUAUUACAUAAAAAAGACAAACUGUAGUGAAGUUUGACAAGAACAAUCAAAUUGAGUUAUUACAUGGUAAAGGGGUCAGUCUCUUUGCUAACAGUCAUACAUAUCAUCAAGGAAACACUUUCCAGUCUUUUCUAAACUGUUCUGGUAGAUAUUUUGGUAGUUGUAGCUUAUUGGAGUUGGAUACAUGACUGUAUUUAUGUUGCAAAACAGCUGUACAAAAAUGAGCCCAAAAAAAUGUUAGUCGUCUUUAUGUAUAAAAAUGCAAGCAUAUAGUUAGAUUAAAUAUCCAUGUGAACAUUACUAAUUCUUUUCUUACACCGAUUCUAGAAAUGCAAGGGAUGAUAAACUCUCAUCCAGUACAUAUUUCUUCUGGAUGACGCAGACACACCUCAACAUGUUGUAUAAAGUGGAAACUGUUAUAGCUCCAAAGGGGAAUCAACUAUUUUCUCCAAUUUUCACCCCCAGGUGUCCCCAAAACCUCUGACCACCAACACUUAACAACAUUAUUGUUGGUGUUUUUUUUUGUUUUUUUACCCUUCACAUUCAAACUGAUAAUACAAAUAGUUUAAACAAGAAAACUAGAUGUUACUACUUAUUUACCCACUAUAACUGUCUGGUUUUACGACUAAGUGCUAAUACCUAAAGUCAAUGCAGAAAUCAUGUAUAAAAUUAGACUGGCCGGUGUGUAUGCAAUGAGAGCACUGUAAUUUAAAAAAAUAAAUCUAACAUUAAACAUACCUUAAAAUAACCCGUCAGUUAUGCAAAUAAUGUGGCUUUAGUCAUUUCCCACACAGUUUUGUCAAAAUAAGUUCAACAUGAAUGCUCAAAAGUGGCCUAUAUUACUACACUCAAUCAUAUGGCAUAUACAGGGUGAUUUAAAAAACAGAAAACCAUCAAUUAUCCUUUAAAAAAUGAGUAUCUACAUAUCCAGGGAUUAAACAUUAUUUUUUCACAAAUUCUUACAUAAAAUUUGAGAUCAUUUGAACAAGAUGUCCUCAGUCUACAAAAUUAUGUACCAAAAAAAAAAGUGUAUUAUAUAGCCUAUUAGGCAACAUUGCCACAGUACUAUGGUCUUUGUGAAAAGUAGGGAUGGGAAUAAUAAUCUGUUGCUUGUUCGUUACAAAUUGAGUUGGUUGUGUGGAAUUGAUUGUUCAAUGAUCAUGUCUUGAAGCAGUAAAUGCAAAAUUGGAGGAAUACUAGAAGCAGCCGAAGCGCUGUUGAUUGAGUUGAGCUACUGUACAUCCAAGCUAUGGCAACUUCUCUGGGAAGCAUUAUUGAUCUUAAUACGACAGAGGCAUGAAAACAGGAAUUCAGAACAUUCAGAGAAAUUCUCACACCCCAUCAAAAUACUGCAUUUAUUUCAAAAUAAAAUCACUAUCGAUUAAUUGUUAAUUUACCACAUCAAUGAUUAAGGAAAUUGUGUCAAAUUUCCAUCACGACGGAAAACAUUUUAAAUGUUGUGCAAACUCUGUCAUAUGGACUUACUGUAUCGAGCUAAACCUCAUUUUAACUCUGAGAACAAUGUCUUACUUCAUAUCUGUUUAAAAAGCAGUGGCACUCCUGAUUUUCAUGAACAUUCCCUUUGGAACUUGCGAGCGAACUCGGCCUGACAUCCGCAUCGCAGUUCUCAGUUCUUUAAAGCCAGCUUCUCGCAUUAUUACAUGUGACACUAUCAGUAGUGAGUGCAGGGCCCCUGCCUAUUUUCAGCGUCUUUGAGAGCCAGCUCUCCGCUUGUCUCUCUGAUAUGCAUCACCAGCUGCAGCAGAAUCCAGCUACGCCUGCCACAGCUCCAUUACAACAUCAGAAAGACAGAAAAAAAUUUCAUUGUAUCCUAAACAAUAAAAAGGGGACAUGCACACCAGCGUAAACUAGAUUUAGAGGAAAGAGGACAAGAUGUUUGUUGGUAAUAGCUCAAUCGCAAGGCACUUAAAUAAAGAGGUAGGCUGAAUUGAAAAAUAAUAAUAUUGCCAAGUAUUAAAUUCAACAUUGAACGAGUUGACAAGAGUUUUGUUAUUCCAAGGUUUUAAUAGUGUGUUAUUGGCAUUUAUAUAAAAUUUAGUGUCAUUGUGAAAGCCUUGAAGAAAUGAGUGUAGUGCUUGUGUCCUUUAGUGCUCCUCUGCUGAAUUAUUAAUACUGUGUGUUGCUAUAUUUACCAAGCCAGGAAGUAAUAUGUCAUCGCAACUGAGCCAUUUCUGUAUCGCUUUCAGCAAUUAGGAAACGUUUUGAUGUCACACCAGCUUUGUCAUUCCUGCAUUAAAUUUGUUUCCCUUUGCCAAUGAAUAUGUCAAAAGUGAUUUUUCCCAGAAUUUUCAGGCAUCCAUUCACUGUGACACUGUGGAACCUCAAAAUUGGUACAGUUCAAAAUGUGUUUAAAUUGGUGAAAAACAACACACCUUUAAAGUUGCACAAACAUCACAUUGAGAUGUUAGCAUAUCGACAAUAGUUCAGUUCAGCAAGCAUCAAAAUGAGGCGUUUUCUUUGGCUUUUAUUGACCCGUUAUUAAAUGUUAUCA